Molecule: messenger RNA, 792 nt
Organism: Colletotrichum karsti
Lineage: Eukaryota; Fungi; Ascomycota; Sordariomycetes; Glomerellales; Glomerellaceae
Product: phospholipase carboxylesterase
Exons: 1
Coding region: 1-792 (263 amino acids)
Biological process (GO): protein depalmitoylation
Cellular component (GO): cytoplasm
Molecular function (GO): carboxylic ester hydrolase activity; palmitoyl-(protein) hydrolase activity
Source: RefSeq, a predicted model, not a curated record
AUGGGGUUCACGUCAUGCACCGUCGGCCCCGUCGUAGGCAGCAUACACACCCACACAGUCAUCUUGCUCCAUGGCCGAGACAGCGAGUGCCACGAGUUCGGCGCCGAGUUCUUCGAGAGCGAGACGUCGGGCAGCCCACAAAGCCUCAAGGACCUCUUCCCAAACUUCAAAUGGGUCUUCCCCGGGGCACGCCCCAUCCCUUCAGAACGAUUCGACACGCCGCUCUCUCAGUGGUUCGACAUGUGGUCAGUUGAGAACCCGGACCAGCGGCCGGAGCUGCAACAACCAGGACUGUCGGACAGCGUCCAGUUCGUACUCGACAUCGUCGAACAGGAAUCCGCCUACGUUCCUCGGAAUAAGAUCUGGCUGGGUGGCAUCAGUCAGGGCUUUGCCACGGCAGUCGCGGCCUUCGUCUGUGGUGGCGGGGGAUUCGCAGGGCUCAUCGGCUCGUCUAGCUGGGCACUUCCGGCUCUGUCCUCCAUUAGAUUGGACGGUGACAGUUCCGUCGACGAGACCUACCGACGUCUUCAAGAGGCUUUCAGCCCUGAGCUGCAUGUGGGCUCGACCAUGACGGUGUGGCGGACGACGCCUGUCUUCCUCAGCCACUCCGUCGAUGACGAUGUCGUUCCGGUGGAAAACGGGCGAGUCUUGCGAGAUUGUCUAAGCGAGGUUCUGGGGACAGAGGUUGAAUGGCAUGAAUAUGAGUCUGGUGGCCACUGGUUCAACGAGCCACAGGGUAUCGACGACCUGGCUAGUUUCUUCUCGAGAACCAUGGGCGGGCCGCUGCGGUGA